AUGCCAAGCCAUCAACUGAGCAUUAAUAGGUUAGAACAAAACAUAGCAUAUCUUGAUGACUAUUUAGAUACACUGGAAUCGCUACCAGUAGAGAUGCAGCGUAGCUUCACUCUAAUGCAACAGCUCGAUGCAAAAGCUCAAGAAGAGUUCGAUAAGGUCGCUGAAGAAUGCGUACAACUAGUACAACAAAUAGGUGAGCUUUCAUCCGAAGAAAGAACUGAACGACUUAGAAAAUUCAGUAAAAGUUUGUCUGCAGCUGGUAAAUAUGCUGAAGAAAGAGUAUCUCUUGCUACCGUAACCUAUGACACCGUCGACCGUCAUAUAAGAAGACUUGACGAUGACCUUCAAAAAUUUGAAGAUGAACAAAUGACAGGUCCAGGAAGAAUAAGCUCCACAGCAACGGCCAGCUCGUCUCGUGAAGAAAACUCACGGAAACAACUUCAAAAGACUGAAAAAGAAAGGAAGGAUGUUAAGGGUGAAAAAAGAGCACAACAUAACGGUGAGACUUCGGCCCCUAAGAAACGUAAGACUGCAAAAAAUGACGUUGGAACUCCACCUCCUUCAAAUUCUAGACAUCCCGUCGAGAAAGAACGUGAGAAAACCGUUAAAAAUUCGAGAAAAAAAGAAAACGGCAAAAAUAGUAAAUCUAAACUUGCUGAUAAAACUUCUGUAAAUGAUGAUUCACAAACUGUGGCAGAUAUGCCGAUUGAUCCAAAUGAGCCGCUCUAUUGUUAUUGCAAGCAAGUUAGUUAUGGAGAAAUGGUUGCAUGUGAUAAUAGUGAAUGUGAGAUUGAGUGGUUUCAUUUUUCAUGCGUCGGUCUCUCGGAUCGUCCUAAAGGAAAGUGGUAUUGUAAUGAGUGCUCGGAGAAG
Molecule: messenger RNA, 870 nt
Organism: Dentiscutata heterogama
Lineage: Eukaryota; Fungi; Glomeromycota; Glomeromycetes; Diversisporales; Gigasporaceae
Source: the annotation of a GenBank genome assembly